This is a messenger RNA of Galdieria sulphuraria, 1492 nucleotides long. Its product is annotated as arginine deiminase. Lineage: Eukaryota; Rhodophyta; Bangiophyceae; Galdieriales; Galdieriaceae. The coding region runs from base 23 to 1327 and encodes 434 amino acids. The record is from RefSeq and is a predicted model, not a curated record. The transcript is spliced from 3 exons.
AUUUGGGAGGGGGAAAAUGACGAUGAGUGGUCAAAGUCAUGAAAACGACUCUGCAAAAGUUAUCUUCCUUUGUUGUCCUUCUUUACCCAAGUUUAUGGGUGCUUUACAUCCUGCAGGUGCUUUAUAUGCUCAACCAGUCAAUUUGAAACAAGCCAUUGACCAACAUCAGGCGUUUCGUGCUUUGUUGAAAAGACAAGGAAUAAAGACUCUGGAAGUAUCCGAAGUGCUUGCCCACGAUACAGAAACCAGUGUGAACGCGCGCAUGGAUUUGGAAGAAUUAGCAGCCAAGUCACUCAUCUAUCGAGCGGAACCCGAGUGUUUGGAAAGGUUUAAAGCGUUGGGCGGUGAAUAUUACAUAAGUGAAGAGUACAAGCGCUUAGUUUUGGAAGCCAUGUCUUCGGACCAAUUGACAGAUAUCGUGAAAACUUUUCCAACGGUGACUAUCACCCACUCCACUAGAGACACCGGUGUAUCUGCUUCCUAUUCGUUUCAACCACUUACCAAUUUGGUAUUCACCAGAGACCAACAAGUGACAACUAGAAAAGGUAUCGUAUUAGGAAGACCCAGUAGCGUUCAACGCGAACACGAGGUCAACGUGAUGGAGUUUUGUUUCAGAAAAAUGGGGUUUCCAACCAUCGACCGCAUACCUGCACCUGCACAUUUAGAAGGCGGGGACUUUUUUCCAGCUGGAGAUGACCUUUGUUUUAUUGGUGUAGGAUUGAGAACCGAUAUGAAUGCUGUUGAAUAUAUGUUGAAAAAAGAUUUGUUUGGUACACGACGAGUAGCGGUGGUGCGCGAUGAUUAUGAUAGAAACCAAGAUAGAAUGCAUUUGGAUUGCGUAUUCAAUAUACUAAGUCCAGACUGUGUGUUGUUGUAUGAAGAUAUGGUUGGAAAGAAUAACCCCAUUUUGAGACAAGUCGAUGAGUAUGUGAAGAAGGAAAAUGGACAAUAUGCACUUGAAAGAAGCAAUAUUGAAUUUUCAGAAUAUUUGAGAGGUGAAGGCCUUUCUAUCAUUUUUAUACCUGCCAAAGAACAACUACAGUAUGGAUGUAAUGUAUUGAAUUUGGGAAAUAAGAAUAUAGUUGCCGUUCAUCCUACAACUGCACGUAGAAUUGCAAAGGCUCCUUGUUUCGAUGGUAAUGUGGAAUUUAUAAACAUGUCUGCUAUCACAGCCAUGUAUGGUGCAGCACACUGUGCAUCUCAAGUAGUGUAUCGCGAUGUAACUGGUUCGUGUGAAAAAUGGGAUGGCUUCCAUAAUGAACUUGAUUCUUCUCCUCGAAGACAAGUACCUACUGCAUGGGGUGAUUACAUAGGAAACAAUGCCUAGAAAUAGAUUGGAACUGGAAGAGAAGCACUAGCAUGGAUAGAAUUGUGAAAAUAUUUUUGUGUGAAUCUAUAUUCUCCUGACUUUGGAAUUUCAAGGACCCAAAACCAAUCUAAACUAUGCAGCAGUAAAAGAACAAACAGACCACGUACUACUUUAUAGACACAA